This is a messenger RNA of Panicum virgatum (switchgrass), 1452 nucleotides long. RefSeq names its product ethylene-responsive transcription factor 6-like. Gene Ontology annotation, molecular function: DNA-binding transcription factor activity; DNA binding. The coding region runs from base 123 to 1103 and encodes 326 amino acids. The record is from RefSeq and is a predicted model, not a curated record. The transcript has a single exon. NCBI's taxonomy places the organism in Eukaryota, Viridiplantae, Streptophyta, Magnoliopsida, Poales, Poaceae. Gene Ontology annotation, biological process: regulation of DNA-templated transcription; ethylene-activated signaling pathway.
UCGCACUCUGCAGUCGCGCCCGCAUCCAAACUCCCGAGUCCUCUGUCUCUCGCGGCCUCUGCCGCUUCAGCUCACCACGCCGCCCCGCGAGCUAGCACGUCGUCCCAGCCGGACCCGUGCCCAUGGACUUCAGCGGCGAGAUCGACGACUUCAACUUGCAGUUCAUCCAUGAUCAGCUUCUCGGCGGCGAGGCCUGCCUCCCCGUCGUUAACGUUCCUGGCGCCGCGGCGUACUCUGCGCCGCCGUCGGUUCACCCCGCCGCGCAGGCGGCGUUCCAGCAUCCCGCGGCGUUCGUGCCGCCGCCGCCGCAGCAGCAGCAGCAGGCGGCUGCGUACGUCGACCUGACAAACGAGUACGCGGACGCCGCCGCCGGGGCGGCCUUCCGGGCGGAGCCGGUGAUGAUUCGGUUCGGGGGAGAGCCUUCGCCGGUGUCCGACCCCGACCGGAGGCCGCUGCUCACGAUCUCCCUGCCCCCGACCUCGCACGCCUGGGGGCCCGCGGCGGGCGCGCCGCUGGCGGCGGCGGCGGCGGCCCUGGACGCGAACGACUUCCGCAAGUACCGCGGCGUGCGGCAGCGGCCGUGGGGCAAGUUCGCGGCGGAGAUCCGCGACCCCAAGAAGCGCGGCUCCCGCGUGUGGCUCGGCACCUACGACACCGCCAUCGAGGCCGCGCGGGCGUACGACCGCGCCGCGUUCCGCAUGCGCGGCGCCAAGGCCAUCCUCAACUUCCCCAACGAGGUCGGCUCCCGCGGCGCGGACUUCCUCGCGCCGCCGCCGCCGCCGCAGACGUCGUCCCAGAACAAGCGGAAGCUGGCACACGACGCCGCCGCCGAGGCCGAGCUAGCAGCAGCGAAGUCCGUCAAGGCCGAGGCGUUCGGGUCCCCGGCGUCGUCCCUCACAUCGUCGCUGUCGCCCGCGACAACCACGGCCUCGACCGUGACGGCGACGUCCUCGCCGUCGUCGGAGGCCGGAGCGGCCGAGAUGUUCCUCCCGUUCCCGAUGACGCCGUCGACGUCGAGCUGGACGUGGGAGCAGAUGUUCGGCAGCCUGUCGCCGCUCUCGCCGCACCCGCAGCUGGGCUUCCCGGAGGUCACCGUUAAUUAAGCGGUUGUCGGCCAUAUGAUUAGGUGUAAAGGCGUUAAUAAUAAUUAUUAGCGGUUUUUAGUUAUGGACGGCCUUGGCUUUGGACUCAUCUCGAGGAUUUGGCGUAUAGCUUGGAGCUGCAUGUGUGUUUGUGUGUGCGUGUGUGUACAGAAUGAAAGGGGAGAGGUGAUAGAAUAUUAUAGUAUAUAUAUAUAAGAUUAGUGCAAUGUGGGUCGGUGAAAUAAUAUCGACAUAGAUCAAUAGACAAUAGAUGUGGAAAUAUGAGGAGUAAUAAUAUUAGAAAUGAUAGAAGAAUGAGGUGUCUUAUGUGAUUUGUACAUUAAGUAAAGAAGAGUGUCCUGCCUGCUUU